GCUUAAUCCCAGUUGUCUUUUUUCCUUAAUAGGCCAACAAUCCAAGAUAUCAAAAAUCCCACUGGCACCUCACCCCACAACACACACACACACACACACACUUAAACAUAUAUGGGAAUUUGGCUCAUUUGCAUGCAUUUAAAAAUUGCCUGAAGUAACAUGAAUUAGUUGUGGACUUUGUGAUUACUAGUACUAAAUCUCCUACAUUGUUUAAAUGUUUGUUGGAGAAGGGCUGCAUUAUUUUAAGGAGAGACAGCUCUGACAAUUGUUUCUAUAAGAAUAUAGAUUUAGACAGAAAGAGAGAGAGAAGAAGGGGUGCUUGGAAUUUUGAUUUUUGAAUGUGGGUUGUGUCCUGUUUCGUUCUUAACAGCCCAUCUGUAGUUUUUUUACAUUGAUAAGGUAAUAUGUCUUUAUUUUUCUUUUUUCUUUUUAAGAAAAAAAAGUUAUUCUUUCUUCUCAGAUUCUUCUGAUUUUUCUUUCUCUCUUUCUUUUAUCUGUGAUGACUGAAGUUUUUUCGACCGUUUGAUGUCUUUCUUGUCGUAUUAGUGAAUCACAGAGACUUUUGUUGGGUAGCUUAUUUUGCCCGGCGUCAUUCUUUUUUGGUCACGGUCAAAUUUAUGUAUUCUGUGGGUAAAAAGAAAGACUCUGUUUUCUGAGCUUUCCUGGUCUUCCAUAUCACAGUGGCACUUGGUUUAGUCCAUUUCUUGCCUGCUGCUUCAAGGGUAACCGAAGGAUUUGGUGGCCAUUGUUUCUUUUUUUUUUUUCCCCCUUAAAAGACUUUGUGGGUUGUGGAUAAAAAAGCUAGUAAAUUUGAGGAUCAAGCUAUGUAAGGUUGCUUUCUGGAGAAAAAAGGCCUGGAAUCUCAUUUUUGUGCCUUAAAGAACAGUUUUGAGUAAGAAGGGGAAGGUGGUGGUGGCUGAAAAACUUUUUUAGAGUGACUUGAAUGGUGGGCAAAAGAUAAAGCUCAAAUAUUUUCUGAGGUAUUGUUUCAAUUUCAUUAAUGAUUUUGUGAACCAUUUGCUUCCAUUUUGGUCCCAUUUUUUACAAAUUUAAAUACACCAUGUACUGUACAACUGGAGAUAGAGACCACUGUCUUCUCUUCAAAGCAAAGUCUCUUUCAGACUUCCAUUAGAACAUACAAGUUAUGUGUAUGUAUCCCCUUUAUCGCUUACAGUGGGAGAUAAACUAUGGGAAAGGAUGGUGGUGGGAAAUUGUGGGCCUUUUGUUUUAUGUAAAUUUUUUUUAGAAAAAGGAAGGAUACUUAUACUACCCUGCCUAAAAGAUUAGAUCUACUCCAGUUAAUCCAUGAGUUUUAAGCUUUAAAGAUAUCAAUUCUUAUCUUCAACCAUUUCCUACAACUAAUUGCACAGUUGAAAAGUAAAGUCACCAACCUUUGCUUUCCUCUUUACAAAAUGCCCCCCAACAAUUGAGUACGUGAGCUUUAUUUUUUUGCAUUUUUGGUGUGUUUAUCACUGUAUUCAACUUGAUAUUUGGUGAGGGCUUCUUGGUCAUCUCAAGAUUAAUCUACCGACGGCCAUUAAUGGAUGGUCCUGUGUACUCAUAUAGACCAUAGCCGUUGUUAAGUUUACUUCUUUCACUUUCAUCAAGUGUACAUUAUACGUUCAUCAUUAAUUUUGUGUGCAUUUAGUUGGCUGAUAUUAAAUGCCUUUUGCACCUUUGUGUUAUUGAAAAUUCAAUCAUUAUUUGACAAGGCAAAAGAAGUAAUCUCGUGGGGACUUCAUUAGGUACUUGGAAAUUGCCUGUCGGUUCUUGUUCUCUGUAUAAACGAGUUUUAUGUGAUCAUCUUUCUCUAGCUUUGGCGGAAUCUUGAUCUGCUGCUUUGCUCUACUGGAAUCAUGAUUGAGGAUGCAGGAAAUGAUAUUGGGGUCGACAAUAGGUCGGCAGAGGAGUGGUUAUCUUCUGCACAACUGCUUGUUCCUGUGGCACUGGAGAAAGCAAGGUUGGUUAAGGUUUUCCCUGGUAGAUGGAAGAUGAUAGUUUCAAAGUUGGAGCAGAUCCCGACACGGUUAUCUGACUUGUCUAGCCAUCCCUUCUUCUCAAAGAAUGCACUUUGCAAGGAGCAGUUACAGGCGGUUUCAAAGACAUUACAUGACGCAAUUGAAUUGGCAGAGUUGUGCAUAAAGGAGAAAUAUGAGGGGAAACUCCGUAUGCAAAGCGAUCUUGAUGCAUUAUCAGGAAAGCUGGACUUAAACUUGCGUGAUUGCGGUCUUUUAAUAAAAACUGGUGUUCUAGGUGAGGUGACCUUACCAUCCACUGCUCCCAGCAACAUUUCAGCUGAACCCGAGGCUUUGUCACAUGGCAGUAUCAGAGAAUUGCUGGCCAGGCUACAGAUUGGUCAUCUGGAAGCAAAACAUAGAGCUCUUGAUACCCUUGUGGAAGUCAUGAAAGAAGAUGAAAAGAAUGUUUUGGCUGUUUUAGGACGUAGCAAUAUUGCAGCUCUUGUUCAAUUGUUGACUGCUACGUCUCCUCGAAUUAGAGAAAAGACGGUAACAGUGAUAUGCUCGCUUGCAGAAUCUGGCAGUUGUGAAAAUUGGCUUGUUUCUGAAGGUGUUCUUCCACCUCUGAUAAGGCUUGUUGAGUCUGGUAGUCCAGUGGGUAAAGAAAAGGCUACGAUUUCGCUCCAAAGGUUGUCAAUGUCGGCAGAAAUUGCCCGUUCUAUUGUUGGGCAUGGCGGGGUUAGACCUCUUGUUGAGAUCUGUCGAACUGGUGAUUCCGUUUCUCAAGCAGCUUCUGCCUGUACCUUAAAGAACAUAUCUUCUGUUCCAGAGGUGCGGCAGACACUGGCUGAAGAAGGGAUUGUAAAGCUAAUGAUUAGUCUUUUGGAUUGUGGAAUUUUGUUGGGAUCAAAAGAGUAUGCAGCUGAAUGCUUACAGAAUCUCAGCUCUACCAAUGACAGUUUAAGAAAGUCUAUAAUUUCAGAGAAGGGAAUACAAAGCUUGCUAGCUUAUUUGGAUGGUCCACUUCCUCAGGAAUCUGCCGUUGGAGCAGUUCGAAAUUUGGUUGGCUUAGUCUCCAUGGAUGAUGUGAUCUCACUUGGAGUCAUUCCCAGGUUGGUUCAUGUACUUAAAUUCGGAUCAGUUGGCGCUCAGCAAGCUGCGGCAUCUGCAAUCUGCAAACUCUGUAGUUCUACAGAAAUGAAAAAACUGUUCGGCGAAGCUGGUUGCAUUCCUCUGCUGGUGAAGAUGCUGGAAGCUAAAGCAAAUGGUGCCAGGGAAGUCGCGGCACAAGCGAUUUCUAACUUAAUGACGCUGUCCCAUAAUUGCAGAGAAGUGAAGAAAGACGACAAAAGCGUGCCAAAUCUGGUGCAACUGCUAGAUCCAAGCCCUCAAAACUCAGCCAAGAAGUAUGCAGUUUCUUGUCUUGCAUUGCUCUCCUCGAGCAAGAAAUGCAAGAAGCUGAUGAUCUCAUAUGGGGCAAUUGGCUAUCUAAAAAAGCUGAGUGAAAUGGACAUCCCCGGGGCGAAAAAGCUGCUCGAGCGUUUGGAAAGAGGGAAGUUGAAGAGCUUAUUUAUCAGGAAGUAGAAGGCAGUUGAAGAACAUCAAUGUAACAUGAACUAAUUUAAUUAUCUUGUUCUUGUUUCAUAAUCUGUAUGAAACAAAAUGGUCUUAGAUGGGGAUGGGGUAAAAUUAACCAGCUUGUGUAACUCAAAUGUAAUAAGUAGUUGUUUGGGUUAUGGUAUGAGUAAUAAUUCCAUCAUUCUGUACAGCAUCAUUGCCCCAUAAAUGCCUUUUGGAAUGUUAUGAAGGAGCCCUUUUAUACCCUUCAAUUAAUUCAAUAAUAAUUAUCUCCCUUACUGAAUGAUUUCAUUUUGUUCAUCAAGUAUUCAACUCUAUGAACUAUAAAUCUUCCAAGUUUUUCAAACACAGUAUAGCUAGGAUCAAGGAAUGAUCUUUGCAGUCAAAUUGGAGGAAUUCAUUUUGAAAUUCAAUUGGUUAGUGGGUUUUGUCAGAAUGUCACAUUCAAAUUUUUUAGCUGAGGUUAUGAGUACUUUUCAAGCUUUUAAUGAUUGGAGAGAGCUCCAUUUCACCUGACAUCACUUGAAGAUAUGGUUUGUUAUGAUGAUUAAAAUGUCAGCCAGCACUGAGCAACAUGCACAUAUGGGCUUUCUGAAGUUAGCCCCCACUGCCCUCAUCUUCCUUUUAAUUUUACUAUCAAUGCCAAGCAAAUAAAAGUCAUUUUUAGCAAUGAUGAUUCCAUUUAUUAUCAAAAGGUUAUGUACUGUUCAUCAAGUUCUGUAUGGUUAGAAAAUAGAAGAAACACAAGCAAGAG
This is a messenger RNA of Oldenlandia corymbosa var. corymbosa, 4290 nucleotides long. The record is from the annotation of a GenBank genome assembly. NCBI's taxonomy places the organism in Eukaryota, Viridiplantae, Streptophyta, Magnoliopsida, Gentianales, Rubiaceae.